AUGAUGCACGAAGGGGACCAAAGCGGCGGCGGCGCUGCCUCGUUUGCGCCGCAGCAGCUAUUCCAGCAGGCAUCGAUGCUGCAUAUGCGUGCGCAGCAUCUCAUUGAUAGCACGGCGCCCUUUACGCUGCAGCGCUGGGGCGCGACGGGCGCGUUGCUUUUCCUGUUCAUGCUGCGCAUUGUCCUUGCCGAGGGGUGGUAUAUCGUGUGUUAUGCACUGUUCAUCUACUUGUUGAACUUGUUCCUGGCGUUCCUUACGCCCAAGUUUGACCCUGCGUUUGAGUCGGAUCUCGCUGCGCAAGAUGUCGAGGAAGGUGAGCCGGGUCUCCCUACCUCGUCGCGCACCAGCUCUUCGGGCCUGAUGAGCAGCGUGUUCCAUCCCUCUCAACAAAGUGACCAGGACGAGUUCCGUCCGUUUAUCCGGCGCCUGCCCGAGUUCAAGUUCUGGCUGAACGCGACGCAAGCCAUCGUCAUCUCCAUUUUCGCGACGCUCUUUGAGGCCUUUGACAUUCCCGUGUUCUGGCCUGUGCUUGUAAUCUACUUCAUGGUGCUGUUUGUACUCACCAUGCGCCGCCAGAUCCAGCACAUGAUCCAGUACAAGUACCUGCCCUUUGACAUUGGGCGCAAAGCGCGUUACGGCUCGUCGUAG
Malassezia japonica is the source of this 648-nucleotide messenger RNA. RefSeq lists its product as uncharacterized. The coding region runs from base 1 to 648 and encodes 215 amino acids. The record is from RefSeq and is a predicted model, not a curated record. Gene Ontology annotation, cellular component: Golgi membrane. Gene Ontology annotation, biological process: protein retention in ER lumen; retrograde vesicle-mediated transport, Golgi to endoplasmic reticulum. Lineage: Eukaryota; Fungi; Basidiomycota; Malasseziomycetes; Malasseziales; Malasseziaceae. The transcript has 3 exons.